AGUGAGGCGGGGAGGCAAGAUGGCGUCCCGCGGCGCCUCGGCUAAGCGUGGCUCCACUGCCGGCGCCGGGUCCGGGGGCUCUCGAGGCUCCGAGCCUCAGGAGGAGCCGCCGCCCCCGCUCCAGGCCGUGCUGGUGGCCGACAGUUUCAACCGCCGCUUCUUCCCCAUUUCCAAGGACCGCCCGCGGGCUCUGAUUCCUCUAGCAAAUGUGGCCAUGAUAGAUUAUACUCUGGAAUUCCUAACGGCAACUGGAGUGGAGGAAACCUUCGUUUUUUGCUGCUGGAAGUCGGCAGAGAUCAAGGAACAUCUACAGAAAUCCAAGUGGUGCCGGCCGACUUCUCCAAACACAGUGCGGUUUGUUACCUCGGACCUCUACCGUUCUCUUGGUGACGUAUUGAGGGAUGUUGAUGCCAAGUCUCUUGUUCGUUCCGACUUUGUCCUUGUCUCCGGAGAUGUAGUGUCCAAUAUUAACAUUUCCAAAGCUUUACAGGAGCACAGGAGACGGCGUAAAGCGGAGAAGAACGUGUCUGUGAUGACGAUGAUUUUCAAAGAGUCUUCUCCAGGUCACCGGGUCAGAUGUCAAGAGGACGAUGUUAUCCUUGCUGUGGACAGUGCAACAAAUCGAGUUCUUCACUACCAGAAGACACAAGGGCUGAAGCGCUUCCGCUUUCCCAUGAGCUUGUUCCAGAGCAGCAUAGAAGAAGUGCAAGUACGGCAUGACUUGUUGGACUGUCACAUUAGCAUCUGCUCCCCUCAGGUGGCUGAGCUGUUCACGGAUAACUUUGACUACCAGACUCGGGAUGACUUUGUGCGUGGCCUUUUGGUUAAUGAAGAGGUUCUGGGCAACCAGAUCCACCUGCAUGUGACAUCAGAAGAAUAUGGUGCCCCUGUAUCCAACUUGCUGAUGUAUGAAUCCGUGUCCUUUGACGUUAUCCAACGCUGGGUUUACCCGAUGACCCCGGAGACGAACUUCAGCAACGACCAGAAGCAAAGUUGCACCCAUUCACGCCACAAUAUCUACCGGGGAGCAGAAGUGAGCCUGGGCCAUGGCAGCGUGCUGGAAGAGAACGUCUUGAUUGGACGGGGAACGUCUGUGGGCAACAAGUGCUUAAUAACCAACAGUGUCAUUGGGCCAGAUUGCAAGAUAGGUGACGAGGUUGUUCUGGACGGGGCAUUCCUCUGGAACGGUGUCUCUGUCGGAGACCAUGUGAAAAUCCAGCAGUCAAUCGUCUGCGAUGAGGCUGAGGUGAAGAAAGGGGUAACGCUGAAUCCUCGCUGUGUCCUCACUUCCCAGGUGGUGGUGGGCCCUGACUUCAUCCUCCCAGAAGGCACCGUAAUCUCCUUACAUCCCACAGAUGAGGAAGAGGAGGACGAUGACCAGUUCAGCGACGAUUCUGGCGUGAAUAAAGAGGAGAGCAAAGCUAAGUUAAAAGAUUACAACAUGGCAGAAGUGGGCUCCGAAGGUAGAGGCUACCUCUGGAAAGCAGACAGCGAAAAUGACGUGGAUGAAGAGGAGCAAAGGCAGAGCCUGUGGGGCCCCACUUUAAAUGCAGAAGGAGAAAGUGAGACAGAAAGCGAUGUGAGUCUGGGGUCCGAGCAGCCGGAUAGUCGGGCAGCUUCCCCUCAGCUGGAUGACAUCAAAGUCUUCCAGAAUGAGGUGCUGGGUACUUUGCAGAGGGGAGAAGAGGAAAACAUCUCCUGUGACAACCUGGUGUUGGAGAUCAACUCUCUCAAGUAUGCGUAUAACAUUGGCCUGAAGGAGGUGAUGGAGGUACUCAGCAAGGUGGUCCUGGAGUUUCCCCUGCAACAGAUAAACUCCGAAAAAGAUCCCCAGCACUAUUGCAUCUUGGUAGUCCCUUUACUGAAAAACUGGGCUCCGGUCUUCAAGAACUACAUCAAGCGGGCAUCUGAUCAUUUGGAUGCCCUCCACGCCAUUGAGGACUUCUUCCUAGAGCAUGAAGACCUUUGCAUGUCUAUGGCCAAAGUGCUGAUGACUUUCUACCAGCUGGAGAUCUUGGCGGAAGAGAUGAUUCUCACCUGGUUUUCUCAACGAGACACAACUGAUAAAGGCAGACAGCUCCGUAAAAAUCAGCGGCUUCAGAAGUUUAUCCAGUGGCUGCAGGAGGCCGAAGAGGAAUCAUCAGAGGGUGAGGAAAACUGACAUGUUGGCCUCCAUCUGCAAGGGCUGCUCCUGCUGCCCGUCCGGGAAGAAGAGACGGCCCUGGCCUCGGGCCUCAGUUGGAGGGAGCAGAGCAGGAGCAAGACCCAGUGCAUGGCGUGUGCGUGUGGGAUCUGCGAAUCGGAGUGGCUGACAAUCCCAUUGUCGUUUAUUAUUGUACUUCGCACCUGUCCCCUGGCAUGUCACAUCAUGCAGGAACCACUGGUGGGAGGAGCCAGAGACCUGUAUAUGUUCAAGAUCUUUGCGGGGCAGGGGAUGUCUGUGUAUAAAUAUACAUACAUAUAUAUAUAUAUAUAUAUGCGGUGAUGUAUAAUAAAAUAUCAGGAGUUGCUGGGGUGGGUGGGUGGGAUCUUGCAGCUGACAUAGAGGGUAACAGAGGCAAAUAUGUACAGGCCCCAAGUCAACCUUAACUGUUGGGGUAUGAACCACUAUGGAAUUGUGUAAAAAAAAGAAAAAAAAUAUCCUGUAAUGGCUGAGGUUAUUUGAAGCCCUUGAGUCUUGGGCAGGAGGGGGGAGGCGGAGCUGGGUAUUGCAAACAAUUCCUUUAUUUUGUCUGAAAGCCCAACUGGUAAAGAGACAGCGCAAAAAUUGAUGGUCAAAGCUCAGGAGCAAUGCGAGAAGAAUUUAUGGGGAGAGUUGUGUGAGGGUGCCAAGAUAUCCAGGCCCUGGGAAAAGCUGCCUCUCUGGAACGGGAGGAGCGUUUUGCAGUAGAGCUAACUUCCACAUUAACUCUGAAGUCCGUUUGGCAUUGCAGCCUUUGCCAAAAUCACGGAGUCUCUUCUGUUUGUGCAAAACGGGAAAGUAUUUACCUACCUCACACGGUGUGAGUUUGUAUGAAAAAUCUGCAAAAGUGUUCUUAUGCUCAUGAGGGGCGGGGCGGGGGGGGCGGGACUUAUUUAUCCACAUCUGGCCUGCAUGCUGACCAGUCUGGCUCUGGAAGGGGGUAUGUACCCUUCAGUGCCACUCUUUCCUGAAGCACGGGCACCCCUGGCACUACCAAGAAGUUUCAGGGAAUCUGUUACUCUGCAUUUACUAAAUACGUCCAUGUUCUGCCUUGGGCCUCGGUGACAGCCCGGACUCUGUGUGUGUCAAACACAAACUAGAUAGACACAAGUGAGGUCAGUUGUAUGCUGCACUCAGGAUCCGACUGACCCUCGAGUAACAUACAUACUGGUUUAUCGGUUUUAAACUAUGCUUUGGCUUCCCCUUAAAUUAAAAUAAUUUCUCCUUGCCCUUUUCUCAUUACUGACAGAUUCUGCAAACAAUUUGUGUCCAUCAUUACAACAGGGGGCCAAGAGGCACAGCGGGCAACAGCUUGUGUUGGCAGAGUGUUGUUGACUUGCGGAUACGGGCUUAUCAUUCCCCCACUGCCAGUGGGUACUUCCCGCUGACUUUCAGCUAGCUGGUGGGGGGGGGAACUGGCAGGAAAUGGGGAAAAUGCCAGUAGAGGCAUUCUACUGAUGUCACUCCCAUGUGUGCAGAAAUGAUCUCCGCACGUUGCCAGAGGAAACCAGGGACCUCUGCUAUUUGGGCAAAACUAUGGUUAAACCAUAAGAGUUUUGCCCAGCGUCCCUCAGCAAUGUGCUGACAUCACUUCCAGGUGCAUGGGGGUGACAUGAUGGUGUUGCUGGCGAGGGCUCUUCCUCUGCCACAGCCUAGUAAGUCCCUCCACCAGUUGCUGGGGGCAGGAGGGCUGGCAAACUUAUACUGAUCUUGCUGCUUUUUUUCUUCAUGAGUAGCUACAGCAUAUCCAAGGGGAGAAGAAUACCAGCUGUGCCCACCUGCGCGUGUGGCUUUUUGACAUUGGAUGGGGCUGUUUUGCCACAUGGCCGAAAUGAGGUCAUUAACCUGUCUGGGAUGGAAGGAAGACCCCCUGUUUGGAGGGAAAUCCUGAACAUGGAGCUGAGCUUUUCAUCCCACUCUGUCCACCCUUGUGAAUGUUCAGAGGGGGGUGCAUUUUCUGUGUCUGCCAAUAUUUAAUUUGUGGAGGAAUAAAUAUCCCUGAGAGAAAAAGAAUGGCUUCUCUGCUCUGUGAUGUUUUUGAGUUGGAACAUGUCUUAAUAGGAGCUGGGUGGACCACUCAGCCCUCGGCGCAGUUAUUCUUUUCGAAGCUCCGUCAAUGGAUUGAGAAGGUUGUAACUCCGUUUAGGAGGUUCGCAGAUUACUCUGGAUAAGAAACGUUUCCAAAAUCCCAUUUAGCUGAUGUAGCGGCUAUGGCCUCUUUCACUAAAAUCCCUUGCCGGUCUGUGUAGGAGAGUGUUUCUGCCGGCGUGGUUUGGCUCGCCGGCAUGUUUACAAGCC
Messenger RNA from Eublepharis macularius, 4480 nucleotides. It is a transcript of the gene EIF2B5, whose product is annotated as eukaryotic translation initiation factor 2B subunit epsilon. The coding region runs from base 20 to 2161 and encodes 713 amino acids. Gene Ontology annotation, biological process: biosynthetic process. Lineage: Eukaryota; Metazoa; Chordata; Lepidosauria; Squamata; Eublepharidae. Gene Ontology annotation, molecular function: translation initiation factor binding; guanyl-nucleotide exchange factor activity; translation initiation factor activity. The transcript has 16 exons. Gene Ontology annotation, cellular component: eukaryotic translation initiation factor 2B complex. The record is from RefSeq and is a predicted model, not a curated record.